AUGGACACCGAACCAACUAAUCGGUACUGGGAUUGGAUCACGUUAAAUAAAGGCAAAGAACGUGCUCUAGUAUCCCUCCAAGAGUUUUCACCAAUGCCAAACGUUGUUCCAACGGAAUGGAAUGUAGUUUUGGGCGAUUUAGUCAAUUUGUCGACGGAUGGUUCAUUGACAGAUGCAUAUUUUGUGUCAUUUGAUAAUCAGUGGAUUAAAAAUCCAACAUCAGGGACCGGAUUAGUUUUAACAGUUCCAUAUCGAAUGACGGUCGAAUAUACUUAUUAUCCUCUGGUUAAUAAUUUAACAGUUCGAAUCGUCAAUGUGAACAAAUAUCAUGAGUUCGAAGUGGGCAAAGCAUCGGCCGCCGAUAUUAAAAAUUGGUAUGACAAUAAUGCAAAUUCUAUUAAAGUUAACGUGGCAUUAAAAUAA
Molecule: messenger RNA, 423 nt
Organism: Didymodactylos carnosus
Lineage: Eukaryota; Metazoa; Rotifera; Eurotatoria; Philodinida; Philodinidae
Source: the annotation of a GenBank genome assembly